AUGGCCUUCGAUGACGACGAAGAUCCCAUCUACGGAAGUACUCUGAUCGCCUCGCUGGUUCCCACGACCCCAAACACGGCCCUCGAAGAUGACGAUCUCGACGACCAGAUCAUAGACUACAGCCAAUUUCUCUCGACGUACUCGAAGGGCAAACAAUCGGUGCGAAAAGCAGUUCGCCGUGGCGAGAAAGACUUCGAGUCGCAUGGCACGCGAGUACAGGGCGACGUGUUGGAGUCGAGUCGCAAUGCGAUGCACGAGGUGCUGAGCUUUACCCGUACACAUGGAAAGCCGCGCGAUUACAUGCGCGGGUACUAUUUUUCAGAGCAAUGGGUCAACGAACCGGUUGACGAAGAGUCGGGGUUGUGUAUGAGGGAGCGGGUCGUGGUAGUCGACAUUCCGAGGAGUACUUUGAUGAAGAGCAUGGGGAGGGCACAUAGCGGUCUUACGAGUCGAAAGGCAGACCGGGUUCCUGGGUAUCAGAAGGAUUGGUUGCUGCCCGAGGAAGCACUGUUUUUGGUGGAUCGGGGAGACUUGGACCUUUGGUGGCCUCGGAAAGAGAUAAAGGACAUCUUUCCGCUUGGCAAGGGUGAAACCACAGAAGAUUUUGAGCACGCGGAAACUGAGGCGGGUCCUGAUGUCGACGAGGAACUCGGAUUACCAUUGAGCGUACAAGCUGCGUAUGCUCUACUCAUCGGCAAGGAAGGCGAGCGAGGCAAGGUGACAAUGGAGAGAUACCAAGUUUAUGCCAACCUCCGCAGGACAGGCUAUACCGUCCUGCGCCCCAAGGCUGCAAUUCCAGCACCACCGCCGACACCUCCACCUCAAACCAUAUGGCAAUGGCUACUCUCUCUGGUCCAGCCUUCAGCCGCAGGUCAGCCGAGUCAAGACCUAACGACUUAUCAACCUGCAGGCCCCUUGGUUAAGCCCGGACUUUAUCGUUCUUAUCAACCCAUAUACGCUCAGCUCCACCUCAUCCCACGUCACAAACCCGAUCCCAACUCACGUACGCCAAUCCCACCCGAAUCUCCCUACAGGACGUGCUUCCACGUCUACCGCUCCCGCCCCGCUUUCCAAAAGACCAACCCAGGUGUUCCCGACUUUCUCAUCACAGUGGUGGAUGCCCGGACCACUAGCGUCCCGACGCUCGAGGAGAUUGUGCCGCUUCUGGAGUCUGGACCCUGGGAUCUGCCAAAGACAAAGGGAGACGGGGUGAAGCAGAUAUACUCGCGGCUGAAGCAUGGUUGGCGUAACACGAUUGUGGCGGCUGUGGACGGCGGCAUGAUUAGCUAUGUAAGGUUCUCAGAGAUGGCAUUUUCUGAGGAGAGACUCUUUGAGAGGUUUGAUGGGAAUACGCCCAGAGCCUUGAAGGGCGGUCGAGGGCCGAGAGGAGGAAGAGGGGGGGUUAGAGGAAGAGGAGGGCGAGGUGGAGGCCGCGGUGGGGGAAGAGGGGGCCGAGGCGGCUGA
Molecule: messenger RNA, 1464 nt
Organism: Pseudomassariella vexata
Lineage: Eukaryota; Fungi; Ascomycota; Sordariomycetes; Amphisphaeriales; Pseudomassariaceae
Exons: 2
Coding region: 1-1464 (487 amino acids)
Biological process (GO): tRNA-type intron splice site recognition and cleavage
Cellular component (GO): tRNA-intron endonuclease complex
Source: RefSeq, a predicted model, not a curated record